Hordeum vulgare subsp. vulgare (domesticated barley) is the source of this 1228-nucleotide messenger RNA. RefSeq lists its product as uncharacterized. The transcript has 3 exons. Bases 1 to 441 code for a protein of 146 amino acids. NCBI's taxonomy places the organism in Eukaryota, Viridiplantae, Streptophyta, Magnoliopsida, Poales, Poaceae. The record is from RefSeq and is a predicted model, not a curated record.
AUGACCCAAUGGAUCACACGGGUUGACCCAGGACCAUCUCCAGACCCUAGUAGUCGGCUGGUCGAUCUCUCUCCAGACACGGCUCACCGCCGCGCGCCGCCGAGGCCACCUACAGACUCGGGUCGCUGUCGUCGCCCCGAGGCCAUCUCCGCCCCCGCCCCCGAGGACAUCUCUCCCACCGCCCCCGACAAUCUCCUUCGCCGCCCCCGACAAUCUCCGUCGUCGCCCUCUGCCGCUGGACGCCGGGAGCUCUCCAAGCAGCUCUUCUACACCCGCCUCGCCAGUGUUGUUGUUGCCUCGAGUAUGUCAUCCCGGACGCCGUCGAGCAUGCCAUCCCGGUCGCUGUCAUCUUCAACUUGUCGGAGAAACAUGGAAGAGCAAGAAGGGGACCAUCAGGCAUACCGAAGUGGUAGUUCAUCGUUGAUAUCCGGUGCACAAUGAGAAGGGCUCAACCACCUCCAGGAUUGUCUCCUUCUUUGAUAAACAUUGUGCUAUGCUACUGAACUCAAAUGGCACAAGUGUUUGAUUCAGCACAUUACACACUUGGACAUGAGUUGAUUCAGCAGUUUGAUUUUAGUUUAUAUACAAGUUUUCCUGCACAUGAGUUUGAUUUUCAAACUAUUUUUUCUAAAAAAUUGUUGGCUUGCAUGCGCAAAUUUUGCUUGCACAUGAGUUCAAUCAGAAUUUUGAGUUUAGUAGCAUAGCACAUGACUUGUUCAAGAAUUGCCCGCACAUGAAUCAAAUUUUCCACCGACUCUUUUUCUUAAAAACCGACCAGACUGUACAAGGUGCAGGUCACUUUCUGAGUCCUCUACUGUUGGUUUUCGAAUCUAAUUGUAGGAUGGAACUGGAAUGAUAAACCACCAACUAUGUUCUAUGUGUAUACAUCAGUCUUUAUGCAUGAACUCAAGUGACCAACAGCUUGUCCAUCAGUCUUUGUUUUCAAUUUCUGUUCAUAAAUUUGCACAUAUUUACUCUUGUAACAUUUCCUUGUAAAUACAGACAAUGAGGACUGAAGCUUUUUGCGGCAAUUGAUGUUAACCUCCAGUAGAUGAUGAAGCAAAAAGAUGUCAGCUUUCUCUAUAAUCUGUUGAAUUUUCGAAAUGUAAUUGCUGCUCCUUGAAAGACGUAGCUAGAUGCUCAUAAAACCUGUAACAUCGUCAAAAAAUGUGAUUGUCUUGUACUGGCUGUGAAAAGAUUUGAAAAUGGACUGAUGCUUCCUUGGUAA